Messenger RNA from Acinonyx jubatus (cheetah), 996 nucleotides. Its product is annotated as olfactory receptor 1509. NCBI's taxonomy places the organism in Eukaryota, Metazoa, Chordata, Mammalia, Carnivora, Felidae. The record is from RefSeq and is a predicted model, not a curated record. Gene Ontology annotation, biological process: G protein-coupled receptor signaling pathway. Gene Ontology annotation, cellular component: membrane. Gene Ontology annotation, molecular function: olfactory receptor activity; G protein-coupled receptor activity. Bases 1 to 939 code for a protein of 312 amino acids. The transcript has a single exon.
AUGGAUGCUCUAAAUCAAACAAGAGUGACUGAAUUUGUCUUCUUGGGACUCACUGAUAAGUGGGUGCUGGAGAUACUAUUUUUUCUGGCAUUCUCCGUCACAUAUGUAUUAACCCUUUUGGGAAACACUCUCAUUAUAGUUACUAUAGUCUUUACUCCACGCCUCCAUACCCCCAUGUAUUUCUUCCUGAGCAAUCUGUCCUUUAUUGACAUCUGCCACUCAUCUGUCACUGUGCCCAAGAUGCUAGAGGGCUUGCUUUUAGAGAUAAAGACUAUUUCCUUUGAUAAUUGCAUUGCACAGCUCUUCUUCCUACAUCUGUUUGCUUGUGCUGAGAUCUUUCUGCUGACCAUUAUGGCUUAUGAUCGUUAUGUAGCCAUCUGUGCUCCAUUGCACUAUUCUAAUGUGAUGAGCAUGAGGGUCUGUGUACAGCUUGUCUUUGCUCUCUGGUUGGGGGCUACUGUUCACUCUCUGGUGCAGACCUUCUUGACCAUUCGUCUACCUUACUGUGGCCCCAACAUUAUUGAUAGCUACUUCUGCGAUGUGCCCCCUAUCAUCAAGCUGGCUUGCACAGAUACAUACCUCACGGGAAUGCUAAUUGUGUCUAAUAGUGGAACCAUCUCCCUCACCUGUUUCCUGGCUUUGGUCACCUCUUACACGGUCAUCCUGGUUUCUCUUAGAAAACAUUCAGCUGAAGGGCGCCGGAAAGCCUUGUCUACCUGUUCAGCCCACUUCAUGGUUGUAGCCUUCUUUUUUGGACCAUGUAUCUUCAUCUACACUCGGCCAGACACUAGCUUCUCCAUUGACAAGGUGGUAUCUGUCUUCUACACGGUGGUCACUCCUUUGCUGAAUCCUCUCAUUUACACCUUGAGAAAUGAGGAGGUAAAAAGUGUCAUGAAGCAUCUCAGACAGAGAGUUUUUUUCAUGAAGUCAGGUACAUGAUGGGUUUGGAAUUACAAAUAUAAUUAUGGCCAUAUCUUUAACAGUAAAAGUAAAGAA